Molecule: messenger RNA, 829 nt
Organism: Rhincodon typus (whale shark)
Lineage: Eukaryota; Metazoa; Chordata; Chondrichthyes; Orectolobiformes; Rhincodontidae
Product: NXPE family member 3-like
Exons: 3
Source: RefSeq, a predicted model, not a curated record
UGGAGUCAAUGUCAAGAAACGCAUAUUGCCCAGUGGCCUGAAUUAUGUAACUGUAAAGCCUUCACCUCAUACAGGCAAAGAUCUCGGAGACUGUGUCCCUGGCAAGCCUCUGCUUUCACCUUCUGGAUUUUAUUAUCAGGACCAGUGGAUGUCAACAAGCUGUAACACCCGACGUUUUGACACUCCUGCAAGUAUCACAGACUGCCUCCGCGGAAAAAAUGUUCAUAUUCAUGGAGAUUCCACUAUACGUCAGUGGUUUGAAUAUUUGACACAGUUUGUGUCAGGUCUGAGGAAGUUUGAUCUUGGCAAUUCUAAAAAUACUGGCCCACAUCUUGCUUUGGAUAUAGACAACAAGAUCAAGGUGGAAUAUUAUGCUCAUGGCCCACCGAUUCGAAUCUUCCCCAUUUCAAAUCAGGACCUACCAUUCAUCGCAAAUAAACUGGAUGAUAUUAAAGGUGGAAAGAACACUGUUAUAGCCUUCACCAUUUGGUGUCAUUUCAACACUUUUCCAGUUGAACCAUACAUCCGAAGGCUCCAGAAUGUCCGCAAGUCAAUUCUACGAUUGCUGGGAAGGAGCCCAGAUACAGUGGUUGUAAUAAAAACUGCCAAUGUCCAGGCCCUUCCACGGGAAGUCAGUCUCUACAACAGUGACUGGUAUUCCUAUCAACUUGACUUAGUGAUGAGAAAGAUGUUUGAGGGCAUCAAAGUGGCAUUUGUAGAUGCCUGGGAGAUGACGCUAGCACAUUACCUGCCUCAUGAAUUACACCCCAGGAGGAUCAUUAUAAAGAAUGAAGUAGAUGUGUUUCUUUCAUAUGUGUGUCCAUUGUAA